UAGUCAGUUGAGUAUUCCUCUGUGUGUGUGACUGUGGGUUGACGAAAAUAGGGAGUUUUUACAGAGAGAAAGAAGAGAGAGAGAGAAAGGGUCUCACCGGAAAAUGGAAAUUCCGGUGAAAAGUUUCUUGUUUUUCCGGUGAAACUGCCGUACUGACGCCACUUUCCGGCAAGACUAAAAUGGUCUUUUUAGUCUUCUAAAUCCCAAUUUUACCCUCAUCAAUCAUGAGUUGAUAAAAAACAUUAGAUUUAAAUAUAGUGAAUUUAUCAUAUUAUUACACCCUUUGAAGUGUUUUGAUGUUUUUAAGGUGGUCUUUUGGAUUUCGUAGUUGAAAUUUAAUGAUAUCAAUUGGAGAUGGUGGUUGAUUCUUAAAGCUUUUCUUGUAAAAGGGGUUGUCUUUUUUUAAUGAUUAAACUACUCAAAGCUGUUUGCUUUUUUUUGCUCUGAGUUUUUGUUCUACUAAUGGAUUAAACAUUUGUUGAAUUUUUAUUUGAAUUUGAGUUCUUGAUUUAAUUCCUUUAAUCCACUAUCAGUUUCAGAGCUUAAAGUUAGAACCUUUUUGGUGAACUUUGUUCAACUUUGAUCAUUUCUAGAACCCCUUUUGGAUGAAAUGGCUGUUUCUUGAUUUAUUUCCUUCAAUCCACUCAGUUUUCUCCAAUUUCAGAGCUUAAAGAUUGAGUCUUUAUUGUGAAAUCUGCUCAUAUUUGAUCAUUUCUAGAACCCCUUUUGGAUAAAAUGGCAGUUUCUUGAUUUAUUUCCUUCAAUCCACUCUCAGUUUCUUCAAUUCUAGAGCUUAAAGGUUGAAUCUUUAUUGUGAAGUUUGCUGAUAUUUGAUCAUUUCUCUAAUCCCUUUUGGAUGAAAUGACAGUUUCUUGAUUUAUUUCCUUCAAUUUCAGAGCUUAAAGAUUGAAUCUUUCUUGUGAAACUUGCUCAUAUUUGAUCAUUUCUAGAAUCCCUUUUGGAGGAAAUGAGAGUUUCUUGAUUUAUUUCCUUCAAUUUCAGAGCUUAAAGGUUGAAUCUUUACUGAAAUUUGCUCAUAUUUGAUCAUUUCUAGAAUCCCUUAAAUGUCAGUUUCUUUGACUCGUUUGUCAUGGUGGUGGUGGGAUGGGAAAGAGAAGGAACCAGUGUCUAAUGGUUCUUCUUCAAUGAAUCCCUUGCAACAAGACUUUGGAUUUGACUUGAAGUUUAAGUCAGUGGGGGGAGCUAAUCUAGCUUCAACUAGUACUGGGAAAGUGAAGAGGAAAUGGAAAAGUAGAGAAGAAAGGAAUAGAUUUGAUAAGAAAUAUGAUGUAGUUUUGGUACCGUCAGAUGGUGGUUGUUUAUCAGGUUCGGAAUCCGAUGACUCUGACUGGUCGAUCGGGUGGCUAGAACCACAUGCCCCUGAUUUCCAGAAUGAUGAUGAGGAUGAUGACAGUUUUGCUGUGCUGGUUCCUUGCUACAGGCAUGAUUGUAUUAGAGAGAUAGAAGAAGAGCCAAACAAUCAGUUUUUGAAUGCCAUUGAGAACCUUUCAAAUGAGUAUUCUGCUGAGGGUAAGAAGUACAUGGAGCAAUGGCUGUCUUCUCUUCAGAAAUUUUGAAUCUACUGCAGCUGGUCGUUGUUCUGUGCGUUAGGAAUUUUCUCAAGCAGGAGCUAUCUUUUAGUGUACGAGGAGAUACGCAAGUUCUGCAUCAAUUAUUAAAUAGUAGUGGCAGCAGGUCAGCAUUUUCAUUUGCGAGAGACAAAUAAUCAAGUUUAUCGUGGCAGUGAUCUUUGGUUAAAGGUUUAAAACCUGUUGUCAUCGUUGAACUUAGGAAUUGAUCAACUUCUGUUGGGGUGGGUGGUGGGGUUAAGGGAUUUGACAUAUGAAGCUGAUUCUUUAGUGUAAAUAUAGCUAAUGUGAAUAUGGGAGAAGUAGUAUGCUUUUAACUGCUGCUAUUGUAAAUAAAUCAUCUGUCUUCCAAAAUCCAAGACAAGUGAAAAACAUCAUUGUUUAUAUCUUGAUUAUACAUUAAUGUUAAAUAUUAUGUUCUCACU
Molecule: messenger RNA, 2014 nt
Organism: Lycium barbarum (goji berry)
Lineage: Eukaryota; Viridiplantae; Streptophyta; Magnoliopsida; Solanales; Solanaceae
Exons: 2
Coding region: 1065-1577 (170 amino acids)
Source: RefSeq, a predicted model, not a curated record